UCUAGGCCAUGAGGCUAUGAUGGUUGUUAUGUAGACUCCCAUAUAGAACUCAUUUUUAGCUUUUUAUAGUAACUUUUCAAAAUUACUAUCACAGCUUGCAGUUUUUAUCUGAAAAUAGAGAAUCUAACUAAUGAUUAUUCAUAACUUUUGAUGUAUCUUUUCAAUAAUAAUCAGUGGAUCAUAAUACAGGACUAUUUUGUGGGGGACGGAGGAAGAGGUAAGCUCUGUGCUGGAAGCCUGGCUCUGCGGAACAUUUUACAUACGUCGUUUCGUCUAUUCCUGAUAACCCUAUGAUGGAGCUCUUAUUAGUCCCUUUUUACAGAGGAAGGAAAUAUGGUUUAGAGAAGUUGCAUAACUAACCCCCGAUUACAUUGUCUGUGUAUGCCUUUGAGCUAAGGUUCAACCAGAUCAGUCCGACCUUAAAGCCCUCCCUCUUUCCUUAAUGGACAUGAAUUCUACUUCUGACUUGUUACAAAUACAAUGUGCAUUACAUGUUUAAUGUAGAAAUAAAAGACACUGACAAAAAGCCUUUAAAAAUUAUUUGCUAAAUAAUAAUUUGAAUAAUUUGCAUUUCUGUACAGCACGACAGUCUUUUAAGUCCCUAAUUUGCAAGAUAUCUUAGUCAUCUUGUCUCUCUAAGUUUCCCAAGUCCUCUUUUGCUAAAACCAAGUAUAGGACAGAAAUAAAAAUAACUUAUAAAGGUGUACUCCUGGACGUUUAGGAAUCAAGAAUAAAGACCAUCCAAAGACCUUCAGUUUUGAGCUUUGAAGUUCAAAAGUGGACAGGUGGAAAUAUUGUGUUCUUCAUUGCCCUUUGGUGCAAGAUAUAUUCUAGGUUGCAGAGUAAGUGCCAACAGCAGCAAAAUUAUCGCCCCCCUCCUGCUACCGUAGUAAGUCAGCAAUGGCCCUUCUGUGGUCAGAAUGGCAAAUUCAGCAGCAACUAUUCGACAGGGAUUUACAGAAACUUCCCCAAGGCUGUUAGGAAUCUUAUUCAGCAGUGUCUUUGAAAACCCGAUUCUGUGCAGAAUUAACUAUGUAGAAAUGACCUCAAUUGUGAUAAAAGGUAUUUUAAACAAAUCUAAUUUGUGAUUUCACUCAAUGUGUAUUUUGCAUUUGUCGCCACAAAGUCCGGUAGAUACCUACACAUAUAUUCUGCAUUUGUAAAAGUUUUAUGGUGGUUCAGAAUUUCUUUUUUUCAUAUUAACAUUUAAAAUAAUCCUGGCUUUAUAGAGUCAGUUCACCAUACAAAGCCACUAUACAUCACUUAGGUUUGUGAUGAAAGAAUGGAAUUGCAGCUGUGUGAGUACUAGAAUACCCAAACAUGAAUUAGACUCACAAGCAUUUGGCAAUAGUUCAGAAAAGGAGCUUAAUCUGGUUUCAUCUGAGACUGCUUUUCUCUGUUCUGCAACAUCCCCCCAAGAUGUUGUGUCUGAUAUCGGAUCACAACGUAAUGGGAGUGACGCAAAAUCAGAGAAAGCCCUGAGGAACCAGGGGCACAUUUGCUUUUCUCCAGAGAUUUUCUUUCUCCUACUUCUUUUUUCCCUCUCCCAGGUUCCAACUCUGAAAUUCAAGGUCAUUCACCUAUUAGAUGCAUUAAUUAUAAGCCAGAAAAGCACUAUUCAUCGUACUCUGAUCUCAGUCAUAUCUAUAAUUAAGUAUAAAUAUAAUCUUCCUUUUUAGAAAUGUACCACCCACCCAUUACAUUUAAAGUGCUGACUGAAAUGAAAUAAUAGUUCAGAGCAAGAUGAUUUUAGUUUAACUAGAAAAAAGUUGAUAAUUUAAGCUUCAAGCAGUGAGUUCUAUUUUUGAUUACCAUUCAGUUAUAAAUCUAAUUUGAGAUAUAUGCUGCUUUUCUGUUACUCAAGUUUAAUUCAUGGUUUGCUUUCUUGGUUGCAUAAGCAAAGUUCAGUGGCUGAUCAAGGCGGUUAAGAAGCUCCCCCGAAAAGGAAUAGGGUUGAGAAUGUGUUCGAAAGACAUUCUGAGACCCAUAUCUGAUUUAAAGCAGACAAAUCUGAUGUAAAACAAACAAAAAAAUUUAAUUGAAAAAGACACUCACAGGGCGCUGUAUUUGGGGAUUUGAAUGGCCAAGUUAGGAAUGGCUAUUUGCAGGGGAAUUGGCUGCAGAGGGUGAACCCCAAAACAUUCCAACCUGGUUGACAAAGUCAGUGUGUUUUAUUCUUUAGUUACGGUAUUUUGAGUCUUGAAAUUGUUUGCAUUUGGGAAAAAAAAUAGGAGCGAGUAAGGGGAAGGGCUUGUCUCAUCACACUGUGGACAGUUAAGCAAAAUGCUAAACUAUGGGUUUAAGAUUUACAGGUUCGCCCUGCCAGAUGCCACAUCUUGCCUCCAGUGUUUCCUGGCAGAUUCGGGCAGCCUACUACUGGGACCCAGCAUAACCGCAGAACAUGAGCUUGCACAAUGUGAAAAACCUAAAACCAUUAUAAUCCUAUUUAAGGCAAGGAUGCAUUUGUCCAUUCUGAAAGUAGACUUCUUUUUCAAGCUUAACUUUUCUUAAGCAGAAAUUUGUCUUCAGAGCUGAAGAUAGAUAUGCAGGUAAAUUUGUAAUAUAAACAAAUACCUUAUCCAUUUUGUGCAGAAUUUAAUUUACUUCAAAUCAAAUGCCAAUCACUUUUUAAAAUUUAGAAACUCUGGGUUUGUCAGGCAGUGGAAAAUUUAUCUUUCUCAUUGCUACAGAGAGUUAAGUAUGUGACGUAAAGGCCAAACAAUAGUAAAUGGUCAUUGUUCACUUUAUAAGUAUACUCUACAAUAAGAAUACAUAUAUUUUUAUCUUCAUUUUCCCUAAGGAGGUGUUUAGGGCCCCCUUAAGUGUGAGGAAAUGUUUAUUUUUGUUGCUUUAGAAGAAUGAUUCUAUUGUCCAAGUGAGAAAGAAAUAGGAACAAACAGGUCUAAGGAGAAAGAAACAGGAAUGUGCUUUGUGAAAAAAUAAAGAUUAGCAGGAACCACUAAAGGUUUCUAAGUGCUAUCUGGUCUUAGUACUGUGUUACUAUAUGUAGUCCUUGUGCCUGCAUGUAUAAGAGUUGGAUGCGUGAUUUAUUAUGACUGGCCCAUGAAAUUAUUUUCUUUUAAAUUAACAACAAUAAGGUCAACCACAGCCAGUAGCUGUUUUGUAGUUAUCAUUUUAUAUUUUUUCACAGCUCUAUUGUGAAUGCUGCUAAAAUACAGCAUAGCAAGUGUGUUUGUUUUUAGGUUGACCCCUUGAAUGCAUUUAAUUUCUUGAGAAUGAAAACCUUUGCCACCAGGACCAAGAGGAAUUAACCAGUGGUUAAACUCAUUUAAAAACACAAGAAAACAUUUCAACAUAUUUGCUCGGCCCUUUUCUGAAUAUUUUAUGUAUUUCUAGAAAAAGAAAAAUGAAGAAAUAGGGGUGAUGUGUGUCUAAAAUACGAAAUUAUUUUCAAACUCCUCUUUCCAAUGAAAUUAAGACUCAUUCGUAGAUUUACCAAACUGUAAGGAAGUUGUGAUUUCAAAUUAUUCACAGCUUUAUUGAUGGAAAUUUCAAAGAAAACUUGGACACGGACUUCAAUUAAACUUACUUUGUUAAUAAGAAAUGCCAAGAGUGAAAUUCAGAUUGAGAUUCUAAAAUUUUUGAAUGCCAUUCCUAAAUGAUAAAUUAUUUAUUCCUAGAUUUCUGAUUUAUACAAAACUUUACUGUAAUAAGCCUUCUAUUUUAGUUUGUCAUUGUGUAGCGUUUUAAUAUGUCUCUUAAAUUCAAAAGAGGCAAUAGUUGCACAUGCAGAUGUCAGAUUUUUGUCUGAUACAUCUGGUUUUAUCAGCUAUUUAUGUGGUAAAUAUUAAGAUAUUAGAAACGAGUUUGUUACCCAAAAUGUGAUUUCAACCUGGAAUCUCAUCCUUGAAGUUGUAUUUUGAAGUAAUGUUUAUUACAUAUCUCUUGAAAAAGUCUUAAACUGGAAUCAGUAAAGGCGAGCUUGUCAGUAGCUGAUUAGUCCUUUAUAUAUGACUCAUCCAACACUCAGAAAAAAACCCUUGGAAUAGAGAGGCUCUCUUUAUGAUAUUUAGCUAUAUGGCGGUGGAAAGGGGAGGUUUGAAUUUUUGAUUUUACAGCUUAUGGGUCAUAUUUGACCAACUGCUUUCACUAGAAGACAUGCCACUUUGUUGAGCUAUUUAGGAAUCAAAAAGACUGUCUUAAUUUAAAACAAGGACCCUUUGUUUUAGUUGGUGACUGCCUUGUGAAAUUUUUCAGUUCUCAGCGGGUUAACCAGGGAACAGGGGCAGAGUCAUAAUUGGCCUAUUUAGAGUAUUUUGCAUGUGAAUAGUGUGUUAGUGAAGCAUCCCUAAGUCUGUUGUGAGUGACAUGGUGAUUAGAAUUUAGAUUAGGGAAAACACAUUCUGUACUUUAUCAAGGACAGUAAUUAGUUCAGUCAGUAAAAGUUGAUUACAAGUAACGAUAAAGUUAGAUUUUUAGUACUUAAUUUUAAAAUUUCUUUAUUAAACAGUAAAUUUGUUCUUAAUAUAAAUGCUACUAUCUACUCUUGUUUUAUUGCAUAUCAGAAUAAUUAAAAGAACAAUGUGUUCAAUGCAGAGUAUAAUCAGGCGAUUUAUAUAUUAUGGCAGAGUCUCCUUGGAGGUGACAUGGAUAUGGGCAACCCAGGAACCCUUUCGCCCACCAAACCUGGUUCCCAGUACUAUCAGUAUUCUAGCAAUAAUCCCCGAAGGAGGCCUCUUCACAGUAGUGCCAUGGAGGUACAGACAAAGAAAGUUAGAAAAGUUCCUCCAGGUUUGCCAUCUUCAGUCUAUGCUCCAUCAGCAAGCACUGCCGACUACAAUAGGGACUCACCAGGCUAUCCUUCCUCCAAACCAACAACCAGCACUUUCCCUAGCUCCUUCUUCAUGCAAGAUGGCCAUCACAACAGUGACCCUUGGAGCUCCUCCAGUGGGAUGAAUCAGCCUGGCUAUGCAGGAAUGUUGGGCAACUCUUCUCAUAUUCCACAGUCCAACAGCUACUGUAGCCUGCAUCCACACGAACGUUUGAGCUAUCCAUCACACUCCUCAGCAGACAUCAAUUCCAGUCUUCCUCCGAUGUCCACUUUCCAUCGUAGUGGCACAAACCAUUACAGCACCUCUUCCUGUACGCCUCCUGCCAACGGGACAGACAGUAUCAUGGCAAAUAGAGGAAGUGGGGCAGCCGGCAGCUCCCAGACUGGAGAUGCUCUGGGGAAAGCACUUGCUUCGAUCUAUUCUCCAGAUCACACUAACAACAGCUUUUCAUCCAAUCCUUCAACUCCUGUUGGCUCUCCUCCUUCUCUCUCAGCAGGCACAGCUGUUUGGUCUAGAAAUGGAGGACAGGCCUCAUCGUCUCCUAAUUAUGAAGGACCCUUACACUCUUUGCAAAGCCGAAUUGAAGAUCGUUUAGAAAGACUGGAUGAUGCUAUUCAUGUUCUUCGGAACCAUGCAGUGGGCCCAUCCACAGCUAUGCCUGGUGGUCAUGGGGACAUGCAUGGAAUCAUCGGACCUUCUCAUAAUGGAGCCAUGGGUGGUCUGGGCUCAGGGUAUGGAACUGGCCUUCUUUCAGCCAACAGACAUUCACUCAUGGUGGGGACCCAUCGUGAAGAUGGCGUGGCCCUGAGAGGCAGCCAUUCUCUUCUGCCAAACCAGGUUCCGGUCCCACAGCUUCCUGUCCAGUCUGCAACUUCCCCUGACCUGAACCCACCCCAGGACCCUUACAGAGGCAUGCCACCAGGACUACAGGGGCAGAGUGUCUCCUCUGGCAGCUCUGAGAUCAAAUCCGACGACGAGGGCGAUGAGAACCUACAAGACACGAAAUCUUCGGAGGACAAGAAAUUAGAUGACGACAAGAAGGAUAUCAAAUCAAUUACUAGGUCAAGAUCUAGCAAUAAUGACGAUGAGGACCUGACGCCGGAGCAGAAGGCGGAGCGUGAGAAGGAGCGGAGGAUGGCCAACAACGCCCGAGAGCGCCUGCGUGUCCGCGACAUCAACGAGGCUUUCAAAGAGCUUGGCCGCAUGGUGCAGCUCCACCUCAAGAGUGACAAGCCCCAGACCAAGCUCCUGAUCCUCCACCAGGCGGUGGCCGUCAUCCUCAGUCUGGAGCAGCAAGUCCGAGAAAGGAAUCUGAAUCCGAAAGCCGCCUGCCUGAAAAGAAGGGAGGAAGAGAAGGUGUCCUCGGAGCCUCCCCCACUCUCCUUGGCCGGCCCGCACCCUGGAAUGGGAGAUGCAUCAAAUCACAUGGGACAGAUGUAAAAGGGUCCAAGUUGCCACAUUGCUUCAUUAAAACAAGAGACCACUUCCUUAACAGCUGUAUUAUCUUAAACCCACAUAAACACUUCUCCUUAACCCCCUUUUUUGUAAUAUAAGACAAGUCUGAGUAGUUAUGAAUCGCAGACGCAAGAGGUUUCAGCAUUCCCAAUUAUCAAAAAACAGAAAAACAAAAAAAAGAAAGAAAAAAGUGCAACUUGAGGGACGACUUUCUUUAACAUAUCAUUCAGAAUGUGCAAAGCAGUAUGUACAGGCUGAGACACAGCCCAGAGACUGAACGGCAAUCUUUCCACACUGUGGAACAAUGCAUUUGUGCCUAAACUUCUUUUGGAAAAAAAAAAUAUAAUUAAUUUGUAAGUCUGAAAAAAAAUAUUUAAUUUAAAAAAAAUUGUAAACUUGCAAUAAUGAAAAAGUGUACUUCUGAAGAAAACUACAUGAACGUUUUUGUUGGUAUUCAAGUCAGCUAGUGUUUAUAAUUACUGGAUAUUGAAUUAGGGGAAGCUCGGCUGCCCUAGUAACAAAACCAGCAAACGUCCUGAUGACAACGAAGUGAUGACAUUAGCCAUUCCUUAGGGUAGGAGGAACAGAUGGAUCUUAUAGACCUAUGACAAAUAUAUAUAUAAAUAUAUAUAUAAAUAUAUAUUAAAAAUUUAGUGACUAUGGUAAGCUUUUGUUCAUUUGUUUCAGACUUUUUUCUCCUGUAAAAAAAUAGUACUGAUUAACUUUUUUAAAAGAAAGAUUUUACUGUAAAUAUGGAUUUUUUUUUUUUUGGUCUUAUUUCUGUCCCUUUCCCUGGUUUGUUAUCAUAACCUGUAGUGCCAACUCUGCUUCCAGAGGGGUAGUGCAGGAUGAAAUGCUGACCCUGAUGUUGCUUCUCAUUCAUAAAUAAGUAGAAAGUUGUUUCUCCAGUCUUUUGGGAACACAAGACUUAAAAGUCACAUCAUGUGUAGAUAUUACAAGCAGCAUUACCAAGAUACGGCAAAAAGAGUUUGUCUGAAUUGUAAUGUUGCAUUUGUGACCCUAUUCUGGGAUUUUCAGAGGUACAAGGUUAGAAUGCUACAAUGUUACCACUGUGCCUUCCAAUGUUUAUAUCAUCGGAAACAUAACAUAAUCAAAGUGGCUGUGAUUUAACAAAAUGAUUAAAGUGUUACCUACCUGUGUAGCCGAAGUAGUGUGCAGUGAGGCGUUUCUGAAUACAUGGUCAGAUUUUUGGAAAAAAACAAAAACAAAAAAAACAAAGUUCAAAAUCCGUCAAAUGAGAAAAUUGCAAGUAGUGUGACAGAGCUGAUUGAUUUUGUUGCUUUCUUGAUUUUUUUUUUUUCAAAAUGGGUUUACUAAAAUGUAGAUGGCUUAACUGCCUCCUCCUUCGUCUGAAAAAUGCCAAUAUUCAAUCAUCAUGCAGCAUUAUAACAAGCCUUAUGAGUCCUAAAGCAUUAAGUUGCACUUUUUUGAGGAGGGGUAGUGCAGUAUUUCUCUGGCCAGUAUGAAUGAAGUUUAUACUUACCAUAUUUGAUAGAAACAUAGAUCAAGCUAUGGCACAGCGACUCAUCAGAUAGCUAGCUUUGACGUCUGGGCACAAUUGAACCAACUUCCAUCGUGAAUCUUUAUAAUGAUUGACUUUGGUGUAUAGUGCAGUAAACAAAUAGUGCUCCUAGUUAAGUAUUUGUCAGCAUCCUUUUGUCUCUAACUCGUUUCUAUUUUUACAGCCACACAAUCUUGGCAUGUAUUAAGAAAAAAAAAAUCCCUGUUCAAGUAGUUUUUCCACCUAUCAGCACUGAGUAAAUGCCAUAAAUCCAUUGAAAUGGUCUAAAUGUUCCAUCUGUUCUCCUGUUUUGCCAGUUAUAUAGUAAUGAAAUACAUUUGUAAAUUUUAUGCAACAAAUGGCAAACGUAUCAUUAUUUUGAAAUUGUGUAUGUAAAAGUUAUAUUUUUACAUGUAGACUCUUGUUAUUAUGUGUUUUAAUACAUUGUAUCAGUUUUUGUUUCUUUUUUUAAGCUGUGUGGUUUAAAAAGAAGUCUCAUUUAAAUGAAAUAGUGAGCUACAAGAAUCAGAAUUUUAUGUUCAUUUCUGAAAAUGUAAGAACAAAUAAGAUAGUUACCACGUGGUCAUCUUUUACAAACCCAUAAACAUUUUGAUUAGCUGUGUGUGUGUUGAAAAACUGUAAAUAUGUUCAGUAGCGAUAAAACUAAAAUAACUUUGAUUUGUUGAUAAGUUCCUAAAAUGUGGAGGUGGAUUAAAACCUUAGGAGAAUAGCAGAAAUCAAACUUCAUGAAAAGUUAUUUUGGGGCUUUCCUGUGACAUGUAUGAACAAAGAGGCUCAGAGAAGGGCAUGGAAGACAAUAAUGUAUACUCUCCUCUCCUCCCUGAAUAAUGAAAACCAUGUGUACUUGUUCCCUCCGUAUGUUAAAGAUUCCCUUUUAGUGGUACAUUCUGCACUCAUUUUGUAUAGUCUACCAAGGCGGGUAUCCCUAGGAACAAAUAUUAUAUAGGAAGCAGGUAUACUCUAAUCACAUUCAGGAUAAGUGUACAGAAGAAAAUACGGUGUUUACUCUUUAGGGAACUGGAAACACUCCCUGCAUUGAUGUACAUUUUAAGAAUGGCACUUUUGAUACAUGUUAUCAUAAAGGUGCUUAAUAGAGCUGAAUUAAAGUUUUUCAAAUCUGUAAACAAAGCAAAAAAGUUAAUUGUAGUCAUUUGGUUAUUUUUUAAAUUGGUGCUUUAUAUUUUGUUCUCACUCAGAGUAAAAGCUGCAAUUUAUUGUUCACCAGCUUUGAUGUAUUCAUUACUCAGUAAUGCAAUACCUCUAUUGUUGAAUUCCCUUUAGAAAUAAGUAAAAAUUCUAACGGCCACCGAAAGCUGCUCGCUAGGUUUUGCUUGGUGGAGAAACGUAGUCUGCACCUAUUCAUAUUAAUUGGAUUGUAUCCCCAUUAAAAAAGAAAAAAGGGAAUGUGGCCUUUUUAGUGUGUUUUUUAUUGUUGUUGUUUUGUAAUUAUCAAACCCAGGUAAGAUAUUGGUAUCCUGCACUGGAUUUUCAAAUGAAAUUCAGCGGAAGACAGUUAAGAUUCAAGUACUAUACAAAAAUUUCAUAAGGGUCCAUACUACACUAUCUAUAUGAUGACACUUAGGCGGGGAUCUCUUUCAGAAACUCGGACUUAAAAGCAACUUGGAACAGUUGAUCCACCUCCACAUUCAAGUAAUUUAUGAAUAUGCAGAAUAGGGAUCUGUUCAUCUAGAAAUUUUUACCAUUUGUCUUCUGUGUAGCUGCAAGGAACACUAAUGUUUAUACAACUGUCAGUCCACCCAGUGGUGCAACUGGUUCUGAUUCAGUCUUCCGAUUCCUUUUUUGUUUUUCACUUUUUCCUAUUUCUGAAUUUUUUUUUUAUUUGUGAUCUUGAUUUUGAUGAGGGGUUGGGGAGUGGGGAGGGAGUCGAACCAAGACUUGGAGUUAAGAGGAUUUUCAUCUUUUGCAUCCAACAGGCAGAAUAUGAUCUGUGUCCAAAAGUGAACUUGAGUCAGGAAUGAAACAAUUUCAGCAUAAACAAGCACAAAAAUUUAGUCUGCUGGCUGACUGGAAGCAAAAAAAGUCAAGAUGGAAUAUGAUGAAUUCCAACACAAUGGGGCACCAAGGCCUUUAGGCCUCUCUUUUUAUUUUGCUUUGGUUUUGUUUGUUUUUCUUUAGAGACAUGCUCUUUCUCAUGGGACUUGAAGUGGACUCAUCUUUGUGCAGUGCUGGUUUUGCCAUACUCAUUUCAAGUAUUAUAGACAUAUGUAAUGGUGAAAAUAUAUGAACUGUGGCCUUUUUCAUUCUUGUUACUUGUGAUGCAAUUAAGUGAAGAUAAGAAAAAAAAAAAAAAAAAAAAGCAGAGAUUUACCAUGUAUCAGUGCCUGGCUUUUUGUUAUAAAGCUUUGUUUGUCUAGUGCUCUUUUGCUAUAAAAUAGACUGUAGUACACCCUAGUAGGAAAAAAAAAAAACUAAAUUUAAAAAUAAAAAAUAUAUUUGGCUUAUUUUUCGCAGGAGCAAUCCUUUUAUAUCAUGAAUAUUACAAAAAAAAUUGUCAGAUUCUGAAUAUUUCUUCUUUGUAGAUUUUUGGAAUCAUUAUGAGUAAAAGUUUGUUACUUUAUUUUACUAUUUAAAAGAUGUUAUUUUACCAUGUGUUACCAAGACGAAACUGUAUGGGUAGCUUUUUUGUUUGUUUUUUGUUUUGUUUUUGUUUUUGUUUUUUUAGUUGUAGGUCGCAGCGGGGAAAUUUUUUGCGACUGUACACAUAGCUGCAGCAUUAAAAACUUAAAAAAAUUGUUAAAAAAAAAGAAAAAAAGGGAAAACAUUUAAAAAAAAAAGAUAAACAGUUACACCUUGUUUUCAAUGUGUGGCUGAGUGCCUCGAUUUUUUCAUGUUUUUGGUGUAUUUCUGAUUUGUAGAAGUGUCCAAACAGGUUGUGUGCUGGAGUUCCUUCAAGACAAAAACAAACCCAGCUUGGUCAAGGCCAUUACCUGUUUCCCAUCUGUAGUUAUUCGAUGAAGUCAUGUACAUGACCGUUCUGUAGCAAUAAAUGUGCCAUUUUUAUAAACUGUUUCUGACACUUGUUUCAUUUCAUUUUGCAUUGUCCAUAUAGCUAUGAUUCUCUUCUGUAAGUAAAUUGCAUCUAUAUUUCAUUUUCCAAGUGUUGGAGGUAUUGACAGCUUAACAAACAAAACAU
Messenger RNA from Sapajus apella (tufted capuchin), 10945 nucleotides. It is a transcript of the gene TCF4, whose product is annotated as transcription factor 4. Bases 4608 to 6233 code for a protein of 541 amino acids. The transcript is spliced from 15 exons. The record is from RefSeq and is a predicted model, not a curated record. Gene Ontology annotation, molecular function: RNA polymerase II cis-regulatory region sequence-specific DNA binding; DNA-binding transcription factor activity, RNA polymerase II-specific; protein dimerization activity. NCBI's taxonomy places the organism in Eukaryota, Metazoa, Chordata, Mammalia, Primates, Cebidae. Gene Ontology annotation, cellular component: transcription regulator complex. Gene Ontology annotation, biological process: regulation of transcription by RNA polymerase II.